Messenger RNA from Oldenlandia corymbosa var. corymbosa, 1660 nucleotides. Lineage: Eukaryota; Viridiplantae; Streptophyta; Magnoliopsida; Gentianales; Rubiaceae. The record is from the annotation of a GenBank genome assembly.
CCGUACUUAAAACUUAAGAACCCUUCUCCCAAAUUCAAUGAAUCUAAUCAAUACAUUCUAAACAAUGACACAAGGCCUAGUAAUGCACAUUGAUAUUUUUUUUCCAAUUACAUUUAUAUCUCCCAAAAUCCUUUCGUAUCUUUCCCGUAGCCAACCUUGUCCAUUUUUAACCACGUAACGACAAAAUCCAAUACCAGCCCCGACAAAUCUGGUCACCUGAUUAAUAAACUUGAAAAAAUAAUUAAUAUUAGUAAUAUUUAAUAAUACACACAAAAAAAGACCCCCUCCCCUACCAACUUUACAUGAAGCAACUUCCCAGAACCCUCCCCUAACUCCUUUAAAAAAAACACUUUUAGCCUAAAAAGCCAUGAUAUUAUGCAAUGCAUGCACCCCAUUUUUUCCCCGCCUUCUUAACUUUUUAGAUGAUGACAUAAACCCAAACCCUUUAAUAUAAAUUAUCAUCAUUAUUUUAUAGUCUUUUGUUCUCUAUAUAUAUGUCGAAUCCAGUCACUCAUUCUCAGUCUUCACUCUCUCUUUAAUUUUUGCUUGCUUCUUUUGAUAACAACUUACUCCCAAUUUCUUCAACAAUAUCAAACAACAGGAAAAGAAGAAGAAGAAGAAGAAGAAUAUCUCGCAACUGAAAAAAUGGAUAUUUUUUAUAGAUGUUCAUCAGCGACUUCGUCUUCAUCUGAUUCUUCCACUUCGGACUCGUCUUUAUCCGGUAAGACGCCGAGGGAUGUGAACCGGCUGGAAAAGAUUAAAGGGCCGUGGAGUGCGGAGGAGGACAAGAUCCUGACCCGACUCGUUGAGAAAUACGGGGCCCGAAACUGGUCCUUGAUCAGCAAAUACAUUAAAGGGAGGUCCGGCAAGUCGUGCCGGCUGAGGUGGUGCAACCAGCUGAGCCCCAACGUCGAGCACCGCCCCUUUUCGCCGGAGGAGGAUGACGCCAUCUUGGCUGCUCACGCCAGAUAUGGAAACCGGUGGGCCACCAUUGCCCGGUUGCUUCCCGGCCGGACCGAUAAUGCGGUCAAGAAUCACUGGAAUUCCACGUUGAAGAGGAGGUACCAACAGCAGCAGCAGCAACAGAGGAUGAGCCACGUGGAACAACACCCAGAGAGUAAAAUGUUGGAAGCCAUGGAAAUCACCGAGGUAAAAACCGAGGCGGCGCCGGCGGUGUCGGGAUUUGUACCGUUUUUGAAUGGCGGUAACUCUGAGAACUUCACGGCGGGGAGAACGAACUCCAAGGUUUUCCCGUUUGUGAGUGAUUAUGACGAGUCUGACCCGAUGACCAUGUUGUCUUUGGCGCCGCCGGGCCAGAAUCUCCACGGCCAGGGGCCCAGCAGCGAGACGGCGGAGAGGAGGCCCGAAAGUUUGCCGGCGGGAUUCUGGGAUGCAAUGAGGAAUGUCAUUGCGAGAGAAGUGAGGGAAUACGUCACGACGUCGUCCUUCUCCGCAACUUCCUCAUCCGGGUUUCAUUAAUUAAUUAGGAUGAUGAUAAUAUUUUGUUAAUUAUUAUUAUUAUGUGAAGAAUUUGCUCCUAGCCUUUUUCUUUGGGCUUUCUUGUUGAUAAGAUUAUCAUUCUUAUUAAAUAAUUACUAGGUUGUAGAACUCUUUAAAAUUAAUGUUUUCCAGAAAUGCCUGAAUUGGAAGGCAAUUGGGG